ACCCUCACAACUCCUGCGCUCCCCCAUAAAAAUUCCGUUCAUCAGUGCCGAGCGAACUAACAAAUUCUCGGCAAUGGCCAAAAGCCGUGACCGACUAUCUGAAAACUUCAUUAACAAACAUCAAACUUCGUCUGUUUUUUUUUUACACAACACACUACGACAACCCUGCUAUAGCGCGGACUCUACGGUUCUUGGUUCAAGAGACACGGCAAAAAGUUUCGGUGCCACGACGACGAUAUCUUUUCGCUGUUGUUGGUUAUUUUCGCUGUUUGGACCUUUUGGGACAAGACCUUCGGAUCUUUCAAGUUGCUAACGCUGUUAUCGCAAGCGAUUGAUAAAGAGAAGCGAUACGAUUGGGUUUCGCCAUUGUCGUCGAUUGAUUUGGAUCUUGUCGACUGUACACGAUUGAAUCCCGCCACGACGAUUGCUUUCAGAUAUCAAGAUGGAACCAUCAAGCAAGAAGCACAUGACAUCUAAUGAUGCUCCAUCCCCUGUGGGUGUGGAGGACGGUAGUGACCUUCAGCAAACUGGUCCAGCUGCGGUUGAAGCCGUUGCCGGUUCUGGGGGCCGUGCUCAAGUUCUCGACGCUGCUGCCUUGGAGGAAGUGUGGUCACCAGACCGGGAAACCCGUGUAACUGCUGGGCUGAAGAAGGUUAAUGGUGCGGCGGACACUUACUUGCGGGGCGGCGAUUGGGUCUUGAACCAAGAUGGAGGCGGCUGUACCUUGAGUUUCGUCAUUAAGAGCGGAGAUCGACUCUACGGGCUCACUGUUGGGCAUCUCGCCAAUGUGGGUGGUCCGAUCUUUGUCUUUGCGGAGGCCGACACGGAGCAGAGCCCUCUUCCAUGUGGGGAAGAGCCCGGUAGCGCUGGGUAUUCGUACCCUAUGUUUGAGGUUGGAACUGUUGUUUCAAAGUCCUUGGCAACAGAUUCUUUGAUCUUUGAGAUUGCGACUGACGAAUCUUCAAUUGUCGAAAUCGAGGAACCUCUCUUGUUGGUUCCUGAACUGAUGCUUGAAGGCCCUCUGGUCCUCCCCAAUCCAGCGGUCGCUCCCACGCGCCCCGCUGUUGGAGACACCCUCGUUGGCUUCGGAGCUCAGCGCCGUGGGGCCAUUGCGAAAGUGUCUAAUCCAAGUGAGGUGCGAAAUGGAACAUUUUCCCGAAUCGGAAACAUUGCCAUUGUGCACCCCCAAGACCCAGCCAAGGCGUUGACGGACUGUGGGGAUUGCGGUACUAUUUUUGUCGAUCUUCAUGGAACCCCACUGUACUUUCACCACUGUGCUGAUAGGACCACCCCCCGUCGUUCUUACGGCUUCCCUCUUGCAGAGGUGAUGGCUGCUCACGCCCCCUACUUCGGAGGACAAGGCCCGCAGCAGCAGCAGCUCUGCGUUGAGGAACCACCCUGUGGUCCUGAAAUCCAGGCCGCGGGAUCGGAGGUGCAGGCCACCUCGACCGAAACCCAGGCUUCUGGGUUGGCGUACUUCGAUACGCACAUUGUGCCAAAUCCUAUGCGUCCCCAGAGCAACAGCUUGGCCCACUUCAAUACCAAGGUUGUUGUGCCCACUCCCGAGCGGAAGCGAGCUCCCAAGCGCAGUCGAGCCCUGAAGAAGUAAGAAAGGGACCAAUCCCUACUGGGGAUUUGGUUCUUUCCGCUCUCACCCGGCCAGUCUCGCCUUAAGUGCCAUCUCGCCUCUAAACCAGCGGAGACGUGUUCCUGUAUGGAAACAUCUUAGUCAUGGCCGCCAUGCGUGUAAAGUGUUUCACAUGUAUUACAUAGGGGCUAAAUAAUUACUUAAGGACUACUUAGGAUGGAGGUCGUGGGGUACGGUGUUCGUCCUGGGC
Messenger RNA from Seminavis robusta, 1838 nucleotides. The record is from the annotation of a GenBank genome assembly. NCBI's taxonomy places the organism in Eukaryota, Bacillariophyta, Bacillariophyceae, Naviculales, Naviculaceae.